Molecule: messenger RNA, 171 nt
Organism: Symbiodinium sp. CCMP2456
Lineage: Eukaryota; Dinophyceae; Suessiales; Symbiodiniaceae
Source: the annotation of a GenBank genome assembly
GCAGAGUACAAGGCAACAGAGGCUUCCGAGACCAUCGCGAGACUGGAGCCAGCGAUGAAGCAGCUACAAGAAGCCAGCAAGGAGGUUGCGCAGCUGAGAAGCUUCUCGAUGGAGCAGGCCAGCAAGAUCCAAAAUGCGACUGCAGAGGAGAUGAUGAACCUCGAGACCAAG